AUGGGUUGGUUCGGGCCGACCGGCUCAAGCAGGACUUGCUCAAGUGGGCGAAAGAGAUGCACGACAAGAAGUCUACGUAACAGUGGUUACUUGCAGGCUCGUUCCUGCACACACCACCAGCCUUCAAAAGUCGCGGCGCGUCUUUUUUCAUCAACCAUGCUUGAAGGAAAAUUUGACGAAGCGUCUCUCUUGAAAAAAAUCGUAGAUUCCAUCAAGGAUUGCGUCAAACUAUGCAAUUUCAACUGCACAGAACACGGAAUUACCGUGCAAGCGGUGGACGAUUCCAGAGUUUUGUUGGUUUCUUUGUUGGUGGGUCAAACCGCGUUCAGCGAGUAUCGUUGUGACCGCAAUAUUACAUUGGGAAUUGACUUGGAGAGUUUUUCCAAGAUUAUUCGAUGCGGAAACAACGAGGACUACUUGACGUUGUUGGCUGAGGACAAUCCCGACAACGUGAUGACGAUUUUCGAGGACAAGAAGAAGGAGAGGGUUAGUGAAUAUUCGUUGAAAUUGAUGGAUAUCGACUCGGAGUUCUUGAAAAUCGACGACAUGGAGUACGAUAGUGUGAUAAAUAUGCCCUCGAGCGAAUUUGCCAAGAUUGUUCGUGAUUUGAAGAAUUUGAGUGAAUCGUUGAACAUCAUUGUCACCAAGGAUUCGGUGAAAUUUACUUCCGAGGGUGAAAGCGGUACUGGAUCGGUGGUUUUGAAGCCAUACACCGACAUGGACCACCCUGAGGAGAGCAUCAACGUGAAUUUGGAGAAUCCUGUCGACUUGACGUUUGGAUUGAAGUACUUGAAUGAUAUUAUCAAGGCUACUAGUUUGUCGGGAUCCAUCAGCAUCAAGUUGGCCGACAAGACCCCAGCAUUGUUUGAAUACAAGUUGGACGCGGGCGGCUACUUGAGAUUCUACUUGGCACCCAAAUUCGAUGAAGAUGAUUAA
Molecule: messenger RNA, 936 nt
Organism: Meyerozyma guilliermondii ATCC 6260
Lineage: Eukaryota; Fungi; Ascomycota; Pichiomycetes; Serinales; Debaryomycetaceae
Gene: POL30
Product: proliferating cell nuclear antigen
Exons: 1
Coding region: 1-936 (311 amino acids)
Biological process (GO): leading strand elongation; mismatch repair; regulation of DNA replication
Cellular component (GO): PCNA complex
Molecular function (GO): DNA binding; DNA polymerase processivity factor activity
Source: RefSeq, a predicted model, not a curated record